This is a messenger RNA of Botrytis fragariae, 3786 nucleotides long. RefSeq names its product putative phd-finger domain-containing protein. The record is from RefSeq and is a predicted model, not a curated record. Gene Ontology annotation, cellular component: Rpd3S complex. Bases 1 to 3786 code for a protein of 1261 amino acids. The transcript has 6 exons. NCBI's taxonomy places the organism in Eukaryota, Fungi, Ascomycota, Leotiomycetes, Helotiales, Sclerotiniaceae. Gene Ontology annotation, biological process: regulation of transcription by RNA polymerase II.
AUGAGCCAACUCAAUUCUCGCCCAACACGCUCUCGUCGUUCCAGUCCAUUUGUUUCCGCACAACGUAAUCCGAAUUCCUCUCCAGCUACAGUAGCAGAUACAGGUCGAAAAAGAACGUUUAUGGAUAAGUGGACGGAACCUCCUAUUCCUACUCCCAUGCCAUCUUUUGCAGAAGCUGGAAUGGAGAGGCAUGGAGUGGUCGCAAACAUGGCACCACUUGGAACGCGACCGAGCGCAAAAGCUGUUAAGUCUUCUGCCAAACCAGAGGUAGCAGAUGCGAAUGGAAGCAGACCAAAUGGCGUUACCGAAGUGAUGGAGGAUUCACUUCCGCCCUCUCUAUCGGCGACACCCCAGGCCGUACCCCAAGAAGCGAUGGAAACCACGGAAUCUAUUUCGAAUCUCCCGCGGAGAAGAUCCACAUCUACGAAGACUGAAGAACUCGAAAACGUAUCACCAUCAACACCUCAACAACCAAGAAGCGCGCGAAAAAGUGUCACUAGAUCGAGUGUCGCACCUCCCAGUGUACGAAACGAAAGUGAAGGACCUAGCCUUUAUGCAACUUCUCCAGUCCAGCGCACACCUCUUCCAAACGAGUCGCCUUCUACAGCUUCCUAUCAUGCUCACAAAAUGAGUAAUUAUACAUAUGAUGAAAGAGACGAGGCUCGUCAAAGGGAGGGUCGGGCUCGUGCAGUUGAGGCGGCUUCUCGCAGAAAAACGGCUAGAAUUGUUGAGCUGGCUGUCUCCCACGCGAUCGAGGAGCACCGUUGGUGUACUGCCUAUGCUUUACGGGAACUUUACGAUGAGGAUCCUGAAAAUUUCGGCAUACUUGUUGAAAAGCAGGUCUACGAGGAGGCUACGGAAGAAGAGGUUCGAGAAUUUUACAGAUUGAUUGGGCUGAAGAAGAAGGAAGGCAGAAAGGAUAAGGCUGCGGAAUAUUAUUUUAAUGGAGAUGGUAGCGACCCUGCACCCCAUCGACCACGACGUCAAGUUCAACAACCACCGGCCCAACCUGUAUACCAUUUUGCCCCCAUAUUCGAGGCAAAAAGAACUACAUACGCUUCGCCAUAUGCUAAAGCAACGACGACAUAUACCUCACCAUAUGCUCAGCCACCUCCACCACCACCAUCUGCUUCUACUAACAAACCUCCAACGCUAGGAACUGCUGAUUCUGUCAGACGCUCAUCAGAUGCUAAACCAGCCUCUACAUCUGGAUCCCCAAGAAAACCGGGAGAUCAUGGCCUUUACCCCAAUAAAAAGCACAAAGGAAAUGGUUUUGCAGCUGUAAAUGAGGAUGUCAAUGGAAAAUUAGAUGCAAGUGCAACUGGACCUGGAAUCGGAAAUAGAACUGAUGGAAUCACGAAGAAGCAACAGAACGGAGUUGCGUCGGCUUCUUCUUCCGUUCCCGUUUUGUCAUCCCCACUGCCUAAAUUAUCAGAUCGACCAAGAGCAGUUUCAAUUUCAAGCUCAUCAUCAUUAUCUUCAGUUGAUGAACAAAUUCUCGAUAACGAUGAGUAUGAUCCUAUGGAUUUUGACCACGCUCAUAAUCAUGCUGGCACAGCAAAGCCUUCGGAUGGUUUCGAACAAUCUAAGGGUCAGGGUAUUGUUGGGGCGGGUAACGCCAAUGCCAACGCCAAAUUUGGUGCGUCCGUGUCAACCGAGACCCAGUCAAAUGCUGGAGGGUCAAUUAAUCAAAAACGACCAAUCAAAUCCAAAGAUUUGUCUAGGUUCGAAUCAGACACAUUUUCAUCCACGGUAAAGAAAACCAAUAAUAAGAGUCGAAGUCGGAACAAAUCUAAAACUUCGUCACCCGCGCCUCCAUCCUUCCAAGCUAUCAAUAUUCCGACCAGAUCUCACAAUACAUCUAACAACUCAAACUCUCGUGUUGAUAGUGACAAUAAUCAGGCCAAUCCAAACAUGGCACCUGAAUUAAUACGUACCUCAUCAUCAUCUUCGGUUGGAUCAGUACCAAUAUUAAAGCCAGUGGUGCCUAAAAGGCCACAAAUUGUUUUCAAGUCAAAGAAGAAGCCACAGGCAGUUGAUCGCCCUACUUAUGAAGAGAGCGAGAUGGUUGGUAAAUGGAAGCGCAAGGCGCGAGAGAUUACCAACGGUAUCACUGAGGAUAUACGAACUGAGAGCUUUGUUCGUCCAGAUAUACAGCCAAGAAGUGUCACUCCUCCAAGUUUUCGUAGACCUGUUGAGUAUGCAUCUGAUGAUGCAGAUUCUGUUUCCAUUCCUACUGCAUCUGCAACAGCUUCUAGUCGUCCAUCCAAAACUAUUCGACUGGGCACUAAGAACGAUCGAGCUAGUAGAAGACAAACUACUACUGCUCCUGUCAACAAUUACGAUUCAGAAAUGAGUUCACCGACAGGACUUGGGUUUCAACCAGACUUACCUCCUGGAUCGUUACCAAAUUCACGUGCCGGCACACCCUCAUCUAAUCGACCAUCUAGAAAGGCAAAGAAUGGCACAGGUUUACGUGUCAAAACUUCACCAAUGAAGAAAAAGAGUGGUCCUUCAGCUGGUAUCCCAAGAGCAAGCGGUGAAAGAGAUAGUCCAGUUGGAGGUUAUUAUGCAAAUCAACAAGCUAGUGGAACUAUUGGAGAAAACGACGAUUAUUGUGCAGCUUGUGGAGGUAACGGUAAAUUACUUUGUUGUGAUGGAUGUACUCGCUCCUUCCACUUCAAAUGUGUGGAUCUUUCACCAGACUCACCAACCUUAACAACGGAAGAAUGGUUCUGUAACGAAUGUCUUGCACAAAGUGUUCCUCGAUCUAAGGAUGAAGAAGUUGGCUAUUUUGGCCCUUUGUUGGCAAACAUGGAGAGAAAGAAUCCAAGCGCUUUCCAUCUUCCAAAGGCAAUUCGGGAAUAUUUUGAGAAUGUCAAGACCGGAACUGAAGGGGAGUAUGAAGAAGGUGUUGUACAAAAACCAAAGAAUAACCGUGGCUACGAUGAAGCUCCGGAUUACUUUAAGCUAAAGGACAACAAAGGAAAUCCAAUUCUCUGUCAUGGAUGUCACCUCUCAGCUGUUCAUCCAAGUCGGGCAAUUAUUCCUUGCACUUAUUGCAGUCUCUCAUGGCAUUUGGACUGUUUGGACCCUCCACUUGCAAAAGAGCCUCCACCUGGAAGAUCUUGGAGAUGUCCAGCUCAUGUUGAUGAUCUUCUCGAACAAGUACCAGGAUCUUUAGGCCCAGCCCAUCGUUUCCGUAAGAUCAAAGGAGCUUCACUCAUUAAGCCUGUUCUUGCUCGUGGCGUUAGAAAUAAUGGUCAUAUCGAGAUUGAGAACACUACUUCUGAAGACGAAGAUCAAGGCAGCGGGUUUUAUGAGCAGAGAGAGUAUGGCCAUGUGUACAAGCUUCCAGAGGAGGGUAUCAAACUCGACUUCAUCUCACGUGUUCACCGUGAAUUUGGACAUUACAACCAACGCGGCUUUGUAAACAAUCGGGCAUCUACUUCGAAACCACGAUUACAAACUGCCGAAUUUGACAGUCGUAGUCUCGAUGAACAGCAAGCUGCUCUCAAUCUUGCAUAUCUGGCCACUGCAAAUCCAACGAUUAACCUUACACAAACCCUUAUUGAUGCCUUAAUUUCCGAAGCCGAUGAACCAGUUAUUAAGUUAAUCGCAAAAGGAGACGCCUCCAAGCUCUCCAAGAAAAAGCCAUUAACUCAAGCUGACAAAUCAUCUUUGGUUGCUAUGACCGCUUUCCUUCAAGAACGUCUAGCUUCGACCUCCGGCGAUGUUGAUAGCGACGACGGCAUGAUAGUGGAUAAUCAAGAGGGUGACUUGUGA